Messenger RNA from Calliphora vicina (urban bluebottle blowfly), 757 nucleotides. RefSeq names its product lectin subunit alpha-like. The coding region runs from base 33 to 542 and encodes 169 amino acids. The record is from RefSeq and is a predicted model, not a curated record. NCBI's taxonomy places the organism in Eukaryota, Metazoa, Arthropoda, Insecta, Diptera, Calliphoridae. The transcript is spliced from 3 exons.
CAUUUCAUUCAGUUUAAGUUGAGUUCUUGACCAUGAAACAUUGGCAAAAAACAAUCAUCUGUUUAGUAUUGGCUCUGAUCUCUUUGUCAACGUAUAUACAAAGUGUCCCCGAAUGGGCUAUAACGGAAGAUGGCAAGAAAUAUUUAAUUGAAGAUAAAUAUGAGUACUCCUGGCUGGAAUCUUUGCAUGAAUGCGCCAAGCGCAACUUGUCAUUGGUAACCUUAGACACUCCAGCGAAAAAUAAUGAUUUUGUGAGACUAAUGAAAAGUCGUUAUGGUCAUGGUCUAGAUAUGUGGAUUGGUGGCUCUGCUUCCACGGCUGAAAAUUCCAAUCGUAAAUUCGUUUGGGCUUCCAAUGGCAAAACUUUUCAAUAUGCCCACUGGCAAGAGGGUGAACCCAACAAUUUGGGCGGUGAACAACCCUGUGUGCAUACGUGGUCCAUAUCGAAUGAUUUUCGUUGGGCUGAUGGUCAGUAUCAUUUAAAAUACGGUUACAUUUGUGAGGAAACAACUUUACUGUACAAAUGUUGGGGAAGUUUGUGAUGAAAUGUUUAAUAAUUCAUUGAUAUUGUUUCUAUAGCAAUUUAAAGAUUGAUAAAGUAUAUUCUUAUAAAAAAAAUAUAGAAGCCGAUGACUUUAAUUAUUUGUUUAUUUGGAAAUGAAAUAAAAUAUUCAAUAAUAAUAUUUAUAUUUAUUAAACAAAAAAACAAGUAUAAACAAGUAAUAAAUUAUUCGGCGAAGACGAAAUUAAAAAUAUA